GCGUCAACGAAAGGCGGUGUGCAGGUACGCACUGUUCCGCCCAUGGCGAGCAUGCAGGUACGCGUUGUUCCGCCUGCGGCUGAGGGCGGAAGAAGACCUCCGACGACGGAGCCUUCAAGGCGGUACGACCCCUCCAUGUACAGCCAUCUGCCGUCGUGGGAGACGCCGCUGCCUCCCUCGGAUGAGGAGCCGGAGGGGGAUGAACUUCCAACGUUUCCUCUCGCCAGCGGGUCGACGCAGUUGUUGUCGCAGACGGUGCUCGCAGGCGGGUCGGCAAACAACGGACGCGGCGAGUACACGACACUCCUGCAGCAGGGAUUGGGAGACGACGACGACGGGGGAGUUGAUCUCCGGCUCGGGUUGUCUUCUGGCGGCGGUAGGGAGGCAAGCGACACGUUCAUCAUCGACGCCGAUCCUUCACCGCGUGGCGUUCAACAAUCUGGAAGUCGGCAUACAAAACAGUCCACACUUCGUGGCGGUGCGUCCGUUUGUGUCGGUGUCAGGCCAUCGUCAGCAGGCCGGCAGCAUGGAUCGAGUGCACCGUCCGCCGAUCGAUUGACAAGCACCUGCCCCGAACGCAACGGAGUCGCAAUAGGGUCCCUGCGCAUCGGCGGUACACUUCAUUCGAUGCCCAAAAGCACAACACCGACCCAACCCGACCUCAGGGACGACGGCACGUGCACAGAAGCGGUGCGUCCAACACCCAAUGUGGAGAACAUCACACGAGGAGUGUCGAACGUGCGGGCACACAGCGAUGGUGGCGACGAUGAUGGUGGUGGCGGUGACGAUGCAAACGGGCGAUUUGGGGAAGACGUGGAGGCAGGGGACGACGACGACGAUAUUCCUAUUCGGCCUUUGGGGAAGACGGGCGGGAGAGGGAGAGGACGCAGCAGGGGUGUUGUUCGUGGUCGAUCCGUUGGCCGUGGGGGCAGAGGUGGCGUCAGCGAUGACGGCGGGAAGUCUAAAACGUACAAGUCCCCGGAAGAGCAAAUCCAACUGGUGAGAUGCAAGCGGGAGCAAGAGAUGCACCUUGCCGGUCUCGGUCACAAUUAUGGGCGGAUGCGGACCAAGGAGUGGAAGUGGGAAGAUAUUGCCAAGCGCAUGGCGAAUGCGGGGAGGCCGAAAGACGCGGACGACUGCAUGAAGAAGUGGGACAAUAUCUUCCAAAACUACAAGAAGAUACAGAGGUUUCAGAAUGCAAGUGGCCGACCAGAUUUCUUCCGGCUAUCGAAUGAAGAAAGGAAGGAGCACUACUUCAAGUUCCGGAUGGAAAGGGCGCUAUACAACGAGAUCCGCAUAGGCAUGGUUGGCAACCACACAAUUUUCCCUCCCAACAUCGUCGACAUUGGAAGUCCGGACGGGGUGCAUCUGCCCAGGCGAGGAGCGGGUGCUGGGGAGUCUGUUGGUAGUGAGGGUGCUGGUGAAGGCCUCCCUGAAGAACGUUCUACUACGAGGGACUCCGACAACAAUGCUGCCAGUGGGGCUGGAGGCGGUAAGUGGAAGAAUGCGCGUCAACAGGCGUUGGAGUCGAUUGCUGAUGUCAUGGACCGCCACGGCGAACUGAUGUCGUCGACGAUCGAAUCAUCUAGCAAGCGGCAAUGCAGCAUAUUCACGAGGCAAUGCGACAUACUAGAGCAGGAAGUUGCAGUCCAGAAAGUGCACUAUGCGGCAUCCGAUGAGAUGCAGAGGAUGAUGUGCCACGCGCUUAUGGAGAUCGCUGCCGCCAUCCGUGGUCGGUUGGCGACGUAGGGUGCAUGGUGUGUGUGUGUGAUAGUGAGUGUCAGUGUGUGCGGGUGUCCUCCACACAGU
Chara braunii is the source of this 1809-nucleotide messenger RNA. The record is from the annotation of a GenBank genome assembly. NCBI's taxonomy places the organism in Eukaryota, Viridiplantae, Streptophyta, Charophyceae, Charales, Characeae.